This is a messenger RNA of Vollenhovia emeryi, 1617 nucleotides long. Its product is annotated as pancreatic triacylglycerol lipase. The record is from RefSeq and is a predicted model, not a curated record. Lineage: Eukaryota; Metazoa; Arthropoda; Insecta; Hymenoptera; Formicidae. The coding region runs from base 456 to 1607 and encodes 383 amino acids. The transcript is spliced from 4 exons. Gene Ontology annotation, biological process: lipid metabolic process. Gene Ontology annotation, molecular function: lipase activity.
UCUAUUCAAUGUGAUCCGCAUUGUUCAAAACACGCGUAUCAGAAGCGAAUGCAAAUAAUUCACGAUACCGAGUCGCUUCACAACACUUGUAAAAUUAUCGGCUAACCAGCCGGUUUCAACAUUGAUUUAGCGCUGGUCGUGCGCGAUAUGCUCGCACAAAGUCACGCAUUAUUCAGUUUGGUACAAACCUGCACCCUUCUGAAUGUAAUUAUAAUCUCCCUCUUGACAGUACUUCCGCGCUCGCGAUACAACAUGCGAGAUAAAACAAGAGAAACCAGGCCAAGCGAAAGGAUACCAGCGUCUUAUCGUGAUACCGCCAGAACUUAAAAAGGAGUCUCCAUCCUGGGGCACCAGUGAUUUAAUUACUACCGCGUCGUUCGCGGUUUUAAUGCGUGGUCUGCGCGGCUUGCGAUCGAUGUCCCUUGCUUAUUAUAGCGAAGUUGAAUGUCAGUAAGAUGUUACCGAGUUUAGUGUCGAAACAAGUCUUCGUUCUUGUUGUACUGCGAUAUUUCGCGUACUCGAUGCAACAAUGGGACAGCGGUUUGCGCCAAAGAUACGACGGUUACGGAGAGGACUGGAUAUUCAUGCCUGAUGGCAACGGGCAGCCCCAAGUAGCAGUGUUAAAGAUCCAAGACAACGAAAGGAGUGGCGUACUGGACUACUCGGAAAUAGCCUACAUAAUCUACACUCGAUCUAAUCCGAAACAAGGCACCCGGGUGGUUCUAAACAACAGCACGAAUCUCGCUGGCUCCGACUUCAAGUCCUCGCGAAAAACGAAAUUUAUAACUCACGGAUGGAAGUCGAGCGCCAUGAGCGCCGGACUUUUGAACAUGAAAGACGCUUUUCUCACUCAUGGCGACUACAACGUUGUCCUCGUGGACUGGGAACCCUUGGCCGCGAGCACAUUUUACUUGGGCCCGAUGCAUAACACCGUAAGAGUCGGGACUGACGCCGCCAAGUUCAUAGACUUCUUAGUGAAAGAGACUGGGCUGAAAACAGAAGACGUUCAUUUCAUUGGUCACUCCCUCGGGGCACACGUAGCAGGAAAUGCGGGUGGUGCGACGAGUUAUGGGAAAUUGAGCAGAGUAACGGGUCUGGAUCCGGCGCUGCCGGGCUUCCACAUGCUCGCCUCCGAGAAAACUCGGUUGGAUCCCACGGACGCGGCGUUCGUCGAUGUCAUACACUCCUGCGGGGGUGUAUUAGGCUUUCUUCAACCACUGGGAAAAGCAGACUUCUACCCGAACGCCGGUACGGCGAUCCAGCCCGGAUGUUGUUGCGUCCCUGAGAUAGUGGGUAAAGUAUCUAUCUCUGUCACUAACGCGGAUUCUCGUUCAACAAAAACAUCCGACUCUUUCCAUCAUUCUAGAGGCUUGCAGUCAUGGACGGUCAUACGUAUACUUCACAGAAAGUAUAAAUUCGAAAACCGGACUGCCGGCUCGGAAAUGCGACAGUUGGGACUCGUAUAUGACCGGCAAAUGCGCCGAUUCAAAAGUAGUGCUCAUGGGAGAGCACGUCGAACGCACCGCCGAGGGUCUAUUCUUUCUCAGGACGAGAUCGGACCCGCCUUACGCGUACAUACCAGAAGUAACCAGCAACAGUGUGUCUAAUUGAUAUACA